Molecule: messenger RNA, 1512 nt
Organism: Podospora pseudocomata
Lineage: Eukaryota; Fungi; Ascomycota; Sordariomycetes; Sordariales; Podosporaceae
Exons: 3
Coding region: 1-1512 (503 amino acids)
Molecular function (GO): protein binding
Source: RefSeq, a predicted model, not a curated record
AUGUCUAAAGCGUGGAAGAGCGAGUCCGUGGCCUUGCGAGAGAUUUCCAGGUUCAACGAAGGUGUACAAUGUAGGACAAGGGGCGCCAUUUGGGCGAACGCUGAGAAAGGCGAGUUUUGGAUUUGGGGUGGCUACCUGCCAAAAAUUGCUGAUGGCAUGAAUGACACGUUUAUCUGGAAAUUUACCGCCGACGGUUGGGGCGGUGGCUCUUGGGCUAAAGAAACCCCUUUAAACUUCGAGAAGCUUCCCAGUUUGCAGCAAACGAAAGAUAGUGCGGUUAUGGUAGCUCACGACAAGGGCUAUGUUCUGGGGGGUGUAGGAAGCUGGCUACCGUCGGACGAAGAUGCGGGCCCCGGAAUGGUAACCUACGAUUUUAGAUCCAAGGUGGUGGACAACGGGACAGGCCCUGCCAUUGGCAUCUUGGGUAAACCAGCCACAUUGACAGGAGCAAACCUCCUGUUUAUGCCAGGAUAUAACAUGCCAAACGGGCUUGGUUUGGUCCUUGGGGGGCAUGCUCUUGCUACUUUCAAUGGAACAGCAAAGGUUGAGGAGUCGCAUCCACUGGACUUGCACAAUCUGACAUUCUUUGAUCCGGUAACCAACGAACAGUACUGGCAGCUGACAACAGGAGACAUACCUCCCUCUCCCCGCUCACGCGCUUGUGUCGCUGGACCCUUCCGCACACCUGGAGGAAAUUACGAUUUAUUUCUUUUCGGUGGAGAAAGCAAACUGACAGACAUUCGGUAUGAUGAUGCCUACGUUUUGAGCCUUCCUGGCUUCGUUUGGACCAAAGUGCCAUCCCCAGCGCCGGGGGGGUCGCGUGCUUACCACUCUUGCUUGGCUGUUGGAAGAAACCAAGUGCUGAGUGUCGGUGGGACGCGUGGUGGAGGCUUUGAUAAUGACUGGAGGUCUCCCGACCCUGUGCCCCAAGGCUUGCUUUUGUUCAACAUGACCUCUCUGAGAUGGCAACUUGAGUACUUCGUCGAAGGCGACCUUGUUUCGGGAUAUGAGCGAGCAAGCACUAUCAGGAAUUGGUACCAAAACGGCUCACUGGAUCGUGUCCAAUGGUCUUCAGAGAAGGUGCAAAGAAUGUUUGGGGGCUCAGGGGUGGUGAAAAGCACUGUGCCAGAUGUAUCAGAUUCGGAUACAUCGCCUUCCAACACUACCAUCAAUGUCGCAACAGCCACUGUAACAUCUGAACCUAAUCCGUCAACGAUACCAUUAGCAACAGUAGUGGGUGGCAUAUGCGGAGCCUUUGCUCUAGCUUUUGUUGUUUCUGUCUUGGGCUGGUUCAUUUACCGUUCGAGACAGAAACGAGCACCGGUGAAAGAGACAGAUAAAUGGCCAAGGAGUCAGGAUAAGUGCAUUGAGACAGGGCCGGAUGGAUAUUAUGUCUACGGGAUUCCAGGCGAGUUACAGGGUACCACUGUACGGGACAGUUCAACGAACUGGCCAGCGCAAGAGCUUGACUCGGGCCAUCAGUACCCCGAGCUGUCUGAUGGCCGGUCAUAG